Nymphaea colorata (pocket water lily) is the source of this 473-nucleotide messenger RNA. RefSeq lists its product as uncharacterized. The record is from RefSeq and is a predicted model, not a curated record. NCBI's taxonomy places the organism in Eukaryota, Viridiplantae, Streptophyta, Magnoliopsida, Nymphaeales, Nymphaeaceae. The transcript is spliced from 2 exons. The coding region runs from base 36 to 473 and encodes 145 amino acids.
CAAUUCUCUUCUCUAGUCAUAGCAGUUAGCUAGCCAUGGCUCUGAGAAGGUCUUCCCUGCCCAUUAUCUUCGCUCUAAUCCUGUUCUCUUCCCAAGUGCUUCUUGCUCGUGAGCUGGGAGAGAAACCAGCUUCUGAAGAGAAGAAUGCCAAGAAGGACGCGAAUGUGAAGGCUGAUGAUGCCAAAUUCAACGUUCAUGGCUAUGGCUCCGGAAAAGCUGAGUUUAUUGUCCCCGAUGAUGCUGAAGUUGAUGGCUUCGGUGAUGAGAAGCAUAGUUUUGGAUAUGGACCCGGGUACGGGUAUGGUGGCUACGGAGGUGGAUACGGAUCUGGAUAUGGAUAUGGUCGUGGAUACAGAUAUGGACCUGGGUACGGGGGUGGAUACGGAUCUGGAUGGAGACGGUGCCGUUACUCCUGUGGAUACGGGUGCUGCUCGGCCAAGGAAUAUGCUGAGUUUGUUCAGGCUGGGAACUAG